Babjeviella inositovora NRRL Y-12698 is the source of this 333-nucleotide messenger RNA. RefSeq lists its product as uncharacterized. Lineage: Eukaryota; Fungi; Ascomycota; Pichiomycetes; Serinales. The coding region runs from base 1 to 333 and encodes 110 amino acids. The transcript has a single exon. The record is from RefSeq and is a predicted model, not a curated record.
AUGCAUGCCUGCAUCCCCUGGUUUGAUCCUCCGUCUUCUAGUUCUGUUACGCCUACAUUUCUCGUGAGUGUCUCGAGCGACCAACUAGACUCGGUGAUACAACGCGAACAUCUCUCAAGAGUAUGCCUGGUCUAUACGUACCGUCAAGAUCUGGUUACAUUGUAUCCUCAGUCCCUCCACUUAUCGGUCUGUGGAGCCCAGACAAUUUUAUACGGCAGUGCUUGUGUAGCCCCAUAUGCGUGUGGGCUGGGUAGCUCGGGCUACUCUCCCGUGGUUAUUACCGUCACCGAGAAUGUCGGAAAACCCCAACGACUAAGCACCGGAGAAGAUUAG